Messenger RNA from Syzygium oleosum, 1692 nucleotides. Its product is annotated as B3 domain-containing protein Os01g0234100-like. The transcript has 8 exons. Gene Ontology annotation, molecular function: DNA binding. Lineage: Eukaryota; Viridiplantae; Streptophyta; Magnoliopsida; Myrtales; Myrtaceae. The record is from RefSeq and is a predicted model, not a curated record. The coding region runs from base 117 to 1550 and encodes 477 amino acids.
GGUCCUCCCAUCUUCCUCAGUUCUUCUUACAUUCUUGCCCGUCACAGUCCCCGUCCGCAGAUGCCUUUGACGCCCUUCGUGUUGUCGCGAUCUUUCCACCAGGAGGAGUCUCUCUCAUGGCGAUUCGUCAGGACGAGAAGCCGCAACCUCUCCCACAACCUUCCAAGGUUCAGCGAGGGACGUCGCUGAAGAGGAAGGAGAAGCUGCUCUCCAGAAGGCCAUUGGGUCUUCAAGGAACUUCCUGUAAGCAGCAAGGAACGUCGCUGAAGAGGAAGGAGAAGCUGCACUGUGGAAAGCCAUUGGGUCUUCAAGGAACCUCCAAUAAGCAGGUAAUCUGUUGUGGUUUGGGUAAGCUGAAAAGCCCAAAGAGAGAGAGAGCCACAGACGACCGAUUCUGUACUGAUUCUGCAAAUGAUGCUGUGGAGCGAGCAAAAAGAGUUCAGUCUACUCUAUCGCCAGAGUAUCCAGUCAUGGUUAAGCAUAUGCUACCAUCACAUGUUACUGGUGGGUUUUGGCUGGGUCUUCCAAAGAAAUUCUGCGACUCUCAUUUGCCACAGCAAGAUGUUACUAUUACUCUAGAAGACGAAACUGGCAAAGGAUAUGAAACCAAGUACCUUGGGGCAAAGUCGGGCCUGAGUGGUGGCUGGAGAGGGUUUUCCAUUGCUCAUAAUUUGCAGGAGGGCGAUGCAUUGGUUUUCCAAUUAGUCAAGCCAACCCGUUUUAAGGUUUACAUUGUGGGACGAAGCAAUUUCGAUGACGUGGAUGGGGCUCUUGGCCUCCUUAGUUUGGACCCCUGUUUAAAAACAGGGGAUUCUGAGAAUGGCUGCAAGACCUGCGAAAUAUCGGAUGAUGAUUAUUGGAAGCCUCUCACAAAGGAAAAUCCUCCAGAAAACUCUCAAAAUGACGACUUAAGAGCCUGCAAUGCACUUGCGUUGCCCGUCGCUGAUCAGGUCGAGAGUGAUCCUGGAGAUCCUGUCUCUGAAGUCCUCGAUGGAAUCCGGUUCUCCAAAAAAUUCAUCGACUUUAAAGACGUGAGAAGCGUCGAGAACUUUGAGAUAAUAGCCAAUGACCUAGUCAUUGACUCCGAACUGUCCAACCACUUUAGACUCAAAUACUAUGAGCUUUGCCGGAGUCAAAAGUCGUAUCUCCACGGUCGCCUCCUUGAAGGGUUGAACUACAAACUUGCCGCCGGCAUAAUCUCGGAGACAGUGAACGUAGCAGACGCGAUCCGGGCUUCGAGGAUCACGACGACAAUGAAGGAAUUUGAUAUCUGGCGCAAGACACUGAAGGCAUUUCAAGACAUGGGCAUGGACGUGGGGUUUUUGAGAGCCCGGCUUGAGCGGCUCCUGGAACUUGCGAUGAGGUCAAACAGGUACAGAGAGGCGGACAGUGAACGGUCUCAGGCCGAAGAGGAGAGGAGCAGGCUCGAGGCUAAGCUCGCGGAAGUAAGAGAAGCGAUAAGCAAGCUCGAUGAUGAGAUCGAGAGUUUGCGCAGAGGGAGUGAUGACCUCGAGAUGACAUUCAAAGAAGUUGCUAGUGCUCCUUGGUGAUUGUGAAAUGCUCUUUUUCGGCUUUUGACAUGCGUUCUUUUGGAGGAGAUGAAGAGAUCAUCCUGAUUAUGAAGAGUUAGACAAUUUACCAACAUGUGUAGUUUUGUGAAUCUCUAGUUGAAAAGGGAGUCUAUUGCUAAAA